Messenger RNA from Trichoderma atroviride IMI 206040, 2738 nucleotides. RefSeq lists its product as uncharacterized. Gene Ontology annotation, molecular function: acetoacetate-CoA ligase activity. Gene Ontology annotation, biological process: lipid metabolic process. The record is from RefSeq and is a predicted model, not a curated record. Lineage: Eukaryota; Fungi; Ascomycota; Sordariomycetes; Hypocreales; Hypocreaceae.
CAAAAUGCCACGGAAGCUGUGGGAGCAUCCAGAUCGCAAGAGCACCGUCAUGUGGCGAUUUAUGCAGGAAGCGAACAAGAAAUUCAAUUUAAAUAUGCAGUCCUUCAAAGAGCUCUACAGCUGGUCAUGUAAACACCGCAGCGACUUUUACCAGCACCUUUGGGAAUUCCACCCCAUGAUCCACGAGGGCGCUUAUACUCGCGUGGUCGACGAGUCCAUUCCCCUCACCGAGCUGCCUCGAUGGUUUGAAGGCGUGCGUCUCAACUGGGCCGAAAACGCCCUCUAUACCCGAGACACUUCAUCACCGUCUGCUGAGGCGCGCAACACGCUGAACAAAGAAGACGCCAAGAUUGCAUUCACAGAGGUGCGAGAAGGAAACACAGAAGUGCGACACGUAACAUGGCGAGAACUCCGCAAAGAGGUCGCGACACUGGCGGCAGCGCUGAAGGAGAGAGGCCUGAAGAAGGGCGACCGCGUAGUCAUUGUGGCGGGCCAUUCGCUGAGGACGUACGUUGUGUAUCUGGCGACGACGUGGCUGGGAGGCAUCUUCAGCAGCAGCUCGACGGAUAUGGGCGUUGGCGGGCUGCUGCAGAGGGCAGUGCAGGUGAAUCCAAAGUUUGUCUUCUUUGAUGAUGGCGCCUUGUACAACGGCAAGACGCUUGAUCUGAGAAACAACAUCCAAGGCAUGAUCAACGGCAUGACUGAAUGCGACCAGCUGCAGUCCUUUAUCAUCAUCCAGCGCUUUGCCAAGCCCUAUGACACAAAGGCCAUCACCAAGGCUGAGCGGUUCGAAGACUUUGUCCAAGCCGGUGCCAACAAGCCACCUCCGCCUCCCGUCCGCGUUGAUUUCCAGGAUCCGUCUCUCAUCGUCUUCUCCUCCGGCACAACAGGCACGCCCAAGGCUCUCGUACACGGAGUUGGCCCAUUGCUCCUAUCCAUAACGAAAGAAAUUCACAUCCACAGGGGCAUCGGGCCCUCAGACGCCGGUCUGCAAUACACCACCACCGGCUGGAUCAUGUACCAGUCUAGUAUCGCUUACACUUUUUACGGCGGACGCUGUGUUGCCUACGAUGGAUCUCCAUUGGCGCCGGAUGCAAAGGUUUUGCUGCGGGUUGCUGAAGCACAGAAAGUGACAAUGCUCGGGAUAAGUCCGCGGUGGAUGGGCGAGCUCAUGAAGAGCGGCAUCGCACCGCGGGACGAGUUUGACUUGUCCAGCUUGCUGUCGGUGACGACAACGGGCAUGGUGUGUCCGGAUCAGAUGUUUGAGUGGUUCUAUGAUACGGCGUUUCCGGCAAAGGUGCAGCUGGCCAACAUCUCGGGCGGGACAGAUAUUGCUGGCUGCUUUAUCCAGGAAAACCCCCUCGACCCCCUCUACGUCGGCGGCUGUAUGAACGGCAGUCUCGGCGUCCCCAUCGCCACCUACGACCACGAUCUUCCCGAAGGCAGCGCAGGCACUCCCCUUCCUCCAGGCAGUUCCGGCGAUCUCGUCGCCACGGCGGCCUUCCCCAACAUGCCAAUCUAUCUCUGGAACGACGGCCCCGGCCCAGCUCCCGGACCGAAAUAUCGCGCCGCCUACUUUGAGCGCUACGCCGGUGCCUGGGCCCAGGGCGACUUUUGCGUCGUCCAUCCAAAGACGGGCGCGGUCCUCUUGCUGGGCCGAUCUGAUGGCGUGCUGAACCCCAGCGGCGUGCGGUUUGGCAGCGCGGAUAUCUAUGCCGUGCUGGAGAGAUGCUUCCCGCAGGAGAUUGCCGAGAGCUUGUGCGUGGGACAGAGACGGCCGCAGGAUAUGGAUGAGAGCGUCGUGCUGUUUUUGUUGAUGAAGGGAGGGCGUAAGUUGGAUAGAAAGUUUGUGGUGAAGGUCAAGGAGACAAUUGCAAAGGAGUUGACCAAGAGGCAUGUGCCCAAAUAUGUGUUUGAGAUUCCAGAGAUUCCGGUCACUGUUAAUGGCAAAAAGGUUGAGCUGCCAGUCAAGAGCAUCAUCUCCGGAAAGACGAUUAAGCCAAGUGGAACGCUGCUGAAUCCGCAGUGUCUGGAUCAUUUCUACCAGUACCAGAAGAUUGAAGAGCUCGAAGAGCCGCGGGCAAGACUAUAGAAGCGUAAUUUUAGAGAUUCUAUAUUUAUUUCAUAUUCAUAUUAUUAAGUGCACUUAGAUGUGCUUUUGGAUCAGCUUGCGGGUUAAUAUACUGUUACAAAUUCUGGAAUUACAAAAGCACGCCGACCUUUGCUCAAUUUCCUCCUGUCACCCAUACCUCCGCCUGACACUCAAAUGCUCUUUUCUCCCUUUUUAUCCUUUUCGACAAACUUGCCUCCAUUGAUCCCAUACCUCCAAGCCAUGUAUCCAAUCAUCCCGCCAACGCUGCCAAGGCCCGCAGCUCCAACCACGCCGUGAUAUCCCAACUUGGCCGGCCCUCCAGCUCCUCUGAUUCUCAUCAAGCCAGUUGCCAACAACGCAGCUCCCAUGCCAGCAUAAGUCCAGUCGUCCGUUUCAAGCUGCCCUCGAUUCUCCAGCAGUCUCCAGCUUCGGUCUUGCCACUCAAUCGGCUCUCGGCCCCACAUCCGCGCCGGGAUACCGAUGCCGCCUACAAGAGCCGUAGUGAUGAGUGUGUUUCGCGAGACUGAGAGCAAGAGUCGCUCGGGGAGAGGCCCGGGAUGUCGCCAUCUGGGGAUGGAUUGGCGGAUGCCUGUGAUGGCGAGGCCGAUGAUGGAGCCUGUGGUUACGGCGCGGGUGAGGACGUGGG